Hippopotamus amphibius kiboko is the source of this 1395-nucleotide messenger RNA. RefSeq names its product free fatty acid receptor 4 (gene FFAR4). Gene Ontology annotation, biological process: G protein-coupled receptor signaling pathway. Bases 36 to 1121 code for a protein of 361 amino acids. Gene Ontology annotation, molecular function: peptide binding; G protein-coupled receptor activity. Gene Ontology annotation, cellular component: membrane. Lineage: Eukaryota; Metazoa; Chordata; Mammalia; Artiodactyla; Hippopotamidae. The record is from RefSeq and is a predicted model, not a curated record. The transcript is spliced from 3 exons.
UGAGCCCGCUCGCAGACGGCUGCGGGGUGCCGGGCAUGUCCCCUGAGUGCGCGCAGGCGGCGGGCACUGGGCUCGCGCGCAGCCCAGAGAGGGCCAACCGCACCCGUUUUCCGUUCUUCUCCGAUGUCAAGGGCGACCACCGGCUGGUGCUGAGCUCCGUGGAGACCGCGGUGCUGGCACUCAUCUUCGCGGUGUCGCUGCUGGGCAACGUGUGCGCCUUGGUGCUGGUAGCGCGCCGACGGCGCCGCGGCACCACCUCCAGCCUGGUGCUCAACCUUUUCUGCGCGGACCUGCUUUUCACCUGCGCCAUCCCUCCCGUGCUGGCCGUGCGCUGGACCGAGGCCUGGCUGCUGGGCCCGGUUGCCUGCCACCUGCUCUUCUACGUGAUGACCCUGAGCGGCAGCGUCACCAUCCUCACGCUGGCAGCAGUCAGCUUGGAGCGCAUGGUGUGCAUCGUGCACCUGCAGCGUGGCGUGCGGGGCCCGGGGCGGCGGGCGCGGGCCGCCCUGCUCGCGCUUAUCUGGGGCUACGCGACGAUCGCCGCGCUGCCCCUCUGCAUCUUCUUCCGCGUCGUCCCGCAGCGGUUCCCCGGUGCGGACCAGGAAAUUCUGAUUUGCACCCUGAUUUGGCCCAGCGUUGCUGGAGAAAUAUCCUGGGAUGUGUCGUUUGUUACUUUGAACUUCUUGGUACCAGGAUUGCUUAUUGUGAUCAGUUACUCCAAAAUUUUACAGAUCACGAAGGCGUCGAGGAGGAGGCUCACGAUGAGCCUGGCGUACUCGGAGAGCCACCAGCUGCGCGUGUCCCAGCAGGACGUGCGGCUCUUCCGCACCCUCUUCCUGCUCAUGGUCUCCUUCUUCAUCAUGUGGAGCCCCAUCAUCAUCACCAUCCUCCUCAUCCUGGUCCAGAACUUCAACCAGAACCUGGUCAUCUGGCCGUCCCUCUUCUUCUGGGUGGUGGCCUUCACCUUCGCCAACUCGGCCGUCAACCCCAUCCUCUACAACAUGUCCCUGUUUAGGAACGAAUUGAGGAAAUUUUUUCACUGCUUCUUCUUCUCGGAAAAGGGAGCCAUGUUUACAGACACCUCUGUCAGAAGAAACGACCUGUCUAUUAUUUCCAGCUAGUUAAUUUUUCUCUAGAGGCAUCUGUUUGUCACUCUAUGGCAAGCCCUGGUGUGUUUUCAAACGGAGUUCCUUUCCAGGACCCGUGUACCAGGGUACCUGCUUUAAGAAAAUGUAACCUAUGCAAGUGCACAUUUACAGCACCAGUAAAUUAAGGGGUGAUCAUUCAGUAUAACAAUUUUAUCCUUUAUAAAAGGAUUUGCUGUGGGUUCCUUUUUAAUAUGAAUUUUUUCAGUGUGUAAUAUGAUUAAAUUGAAUAAUUUUUAUUUGUAACUGU